Molecule: messenger RNA, 1403 nt
Organism: Hippoglossus stenolepis (Pacific halibut)
Lineage: Eukaryota; Metazoa; Chordata; Actinopteri; Pleuronectiformes; Pleuronectidae
Gene: zswim7
Product: zinc finger, SWIM-type containing 7
Exons: 5
Coding region: 337-753 (138 amino acids)
Biological process (GO): double-strand break repair via homologous recombination
Cellular component (GO): Shu complex
Molecular function (GO): zinc ion binding
Source: RefSeq, a predicted model, not a curated record
GAUAAUAUGAAUAAUAUUAAGAAUAAUAAUGAUAAUGAUAACAAAUACUAAUAAUUAUUAUUAUUAUUACUAUCAACCAUAUCCUUUUAUACAGUCUAUGGGUUGAACAUAUGUUAAAGAUGCUUUGUCCACUGUUUUCUACAAAAUGUGUGUGGUAUCAGGUGCAAUAAAAUGAACACAUCAUCCCCUUUCAAGACUAGAAACAAGGAAAGCUGGUUAUUAGAUGUCAAUGAGGGCUUUUAUUUUGGAGGGGAAAGGAAACUUGCAGGCGGAAGCUGUGAUGUUUUGGUUCUGCCCUGUGGAGGGAAGGUGUGCUGAUGUGAAAGUGAGUGAGAGAUGUCUUCACUUCUCCCUGCAGUGGCUGAACAACUGUUCCGGGACAUCCAGAGGACAUACCGGGACACGUCUCACAUUCCAGAUGACCUGCUUAUCGCGCUGAAGUUUGUCUUUGGUCCCUGCGCGUUACAGGCUUUGGACCUGGUCGACCAACGUUCAGUCACCUGUCUGUCUUCUCCCAGUGGACGUAAGGCCUUCCAGGUAAUCGGAGCCUCGGGGCGUUUGUACACUUGCUUUGUGUCCUGUCACUACUGCCCGUGUCCGGCCUUCGCCUACACUGUGCUCCGCAGAAACGAAGGCCUGCUGUGCAAACACAUCCUGGCUGCCUACCUCUGUCAGGCCAUGGGUGUGACUCAGCAGGAGAGUGUGUCUGAUCAGCAGAUGUCGUUGCUGCUCAGCGGGACCGCAGCCCCCUGACACGCAGGUACAUUGACCACCAAGCUCAGCAGCAGGAGCAGCACAUCUGGCUCCAAAGGGACAGCAUGGAGACUCCUGAAUGAGGGCCCACGUUUCACACUCACAUUUUGUGCCACUGCAGAGAAGCACUCUUAUGGCCACACUACUGCUCUUCUGCUCUUACAGAUGUCUCUGUGAGAGGUACCAGAUGUUGCUUUAUUUAUUUUAUUUAGUUGAAAGAAACCUCAAUCUGUGUCAACAUCUAUUCAUUGUGUGUGUGCUUCUUGAUUUUUUAAGUUAAUUCUUGCCACAUUAUUAAAGGAAGUAUUGUCCAUCUGUAUGCUGAAGUUACCUCAGACACAUUUUUUAAAACCUUAAUAUAUUUUAUAUGGAAGUGUAAACACAAUCUGUUAUUUCUACCAACCAAACAUCAAACUCUCAGUCUGAUUUCUAUUCUUCUCUACUUCACUCUUUCAUCAGUCUUUCUAUGUGACUUUUCCCAUUUUAGGUCAUAUUAUUAAAAGAAGUAUUGUGCAUCUGCAUGCUGAAGUUACCUCAGAAGCAUUUUUAAAGCAGAAUAUAGUUUUGUCCUUUGCUCUAUUUUGUGAACAUGAAUCGUCACAUUUUGGAAAUUGUUUUUUUUAUGGAAUAAAGAUUGAUCUGUAACAAUA